Molecule: messenger RNA, 408 nt
Organism: Miscanthus lutarioriparius
Lineage: Eukaryota; Viridiplantae; Streptophyta; Magnoliopsida; Poales; Poaceae
Source: the annotation of a GenBank genome assembly
AUGCGGAGCAGCAGCAGCAGCGGGUGGCAGUGCAGAUCCGCCCUCCUCCCCUCCCUCCAUGGCUCCACCGGCGGGUGGCAUCGCGGAUCCGAUGGGAUGGAGCCACCACGGCGUGGAUCCGGCGGAGAGGUGUCCUCCAGUGGCGGAUCCGGUGGGUUGGAUCCUGGUGGCGGUGGAUCCGUGGAUCUGACGGUUAGGAGCCCUCUGGCGGCAGGCUCCACGGUGAGCAACGCGGCGGCAGCCCUUCCCCUCCCCUUCUUCUCCCGGUCGGAUCCGGCCCUCCCUCUCCCGGAUUCGGCCGGGAUCUGGCGGCAGGUGGCGUGGUGUGGUGGUGGUGGCCAGCGUUGGGGCGUGGUGGUGGUGGCCGGCGGCUGUGGUGGUGGUGGCGGUGGUGGUCGGCGGCUGUAG